GUUACGUUGUAACACUUACCAUGUUCAGCCAUGAUCAAAUUGCCUUGUGACUCCACGUAAUAAAAAUUAGUCACUGAGGGUUUUCCGUUUCGAUAUCUAAAUACAAAUUCCAGGCAGCCAUUGAGCUAUCUCGUUUUAAGUGUGUUGAUCUGAUUACGAAACAAAUGUCUCUCAGGUGAGAAAAUAUGGCAAUGAGUCAGGUGUAUUUUGCGUAAGAACACAGUGACAGAUAAGAGGUCAUCUGUGAAUAGUGCCUACAGGUGGCAGCAAAAACUUCCGGCAAGCCAAUUCAGGAGAAUACUUGAAUGUUACAAGUAAAUUGCGAUUAUGAGUGGCAAAACGAGUACAAAAAAGAAGGAAGAUGCUCCGUUUGAUUUAGAACAGCACUUCAUUUUAAGAAUGCCGCCAGGCCCAGCUAUGGCACUUAGAAGAGACAUUCAGUCAGGCUCCAUGGCUCUGAAGGACAAGCUGUUCAUAGACUUCCACCCAGACUCCAGACUUGGGCAGGUCAGAUAUGGUGGAGAUGUCUUUAAUGCAAAGUUGGUGGAUCUCCCAACCAUCACAGAAACACUGAAGACCACAGACAGAAAGACAUUCUAUAAGUGUGCAGACAUCUGUCAGUUAAUGAUUGCCACAACUGAAGAUGAGCCUGAGCCUGAGAUGCCAGAGCUUUCUAAGAAGAAAGAAGAAAAGAAAUACAUGUGGAAUCAUGGCUUGACUCCCUCUCUGAAGAAUGCUAGGAAGAAAAGAUUCAGGAAGAUCCUUAAAAGAAAAAAUGUAGAAGAAUGGCCAGACAUUGAGAAAGAGGUGAAGCGUUUGUUCCGCACAGACAAUGAGGCUGUUGACGUGAAGUGGGAGGUGGUGACAGAAGAGGAAGAAGAAGACAAGCAAGUGGUGACGGAGUCGGGACAGACUCAAGGAGCUGGAGGCAGUGUGGGGGCUGGCUUGUCCCAGGAGAGAAAACUACAGCUAGCCACGCAUGACAUCUUUGGUGAAGUCAGCAGCUCAGAUGAAGAAGAAGAUGAGAAAGAGGUCAACAUAAUGGACGUAGAUGAGGACUCCAAUUCCCAGUUCAUGCCUAACUUGUCAGGCCGUUCCUCCAGUAUGAUGCACAGUAUGGAUGAGGACUCCAUGCAGGGCGGCCUGUCACAGCUUACUUCUACACUGCAGGAAGACACCAUGGACCUUGAGAACAAGUUGUCAGAUUUGGGAAUGGAGCUGUCAGAACUUAGACAGCAGAGGGAAUCUUAUGAGGAACAGCUAGAAGAAAUAGACAAUGCUGAUGUUAGGGAGAGAAUUCAGAGUGCAUUGGAAGAUUUACAGCAACAGGAGAAUAGAAAGCAAGAAGAGUAUAAUAUCCUUGCUUCCAUGUUGGGUAAAACAUGAAGUAAGAAAGAGUAGAUGGCUGCAAGAAAUUAUGUGCUCACCUGUCCACUAGAGCAACAACUUUGGGUGGACCUUGGUCAUUUUUGACCUAAUAGUCCUUCAAGAAACAGUAUAUACUGUGGGAUGGCCAAUUAGAUGGAUAAAAGCAACAAAACUGACCUUAUGAGCAUUUAGUGACCAUAGUGAGCUAACACUCGCCUGUGCAUAAUAUUAUAUUGGCCACAGGAACUGUGCACUGGCUGAGCAUGAAGAUGGGUACAAGGUCUCUCUUAGUCACAGGAACUUUGUACUGGCUGAGUAUGAAGAUGGCACAAGUUCUUUCUCAGUCACAGGAACUUUGCACUGGCUGAGCAUGAAGAUGGGUACAAGUUCUGUCUUAGUCACAGUAACUGUGUACUGGCUGAGUAUGAAGAUGGGUAAAAGCUCACAGAAAGUGUUACCUUGCUGAUUAUGAACAUGGGUUUAAAAUGCCCUUUGAGUCUGUUUGUUUAUUUAUUUAUGUAUUUACUUUGGAAGAAUCUGUAAAAUGAUUCAUUAGAGAUGAGAUAUCCUUGUAAGGUUAGGUUACAAGGGAAUUCUACCAUGUGUCGUUAAUUCUUGAGUAAGAAAGUGAUACGUCAUUGUCAAUUUCAACAUAUAAAUUCCCUGAGUUAACAUUUGGGAAAGUUUAUCACUCAGGUAUGUUGAGGGUAUGACUUUGAUCCUCUUGCUGUUGGUUGGCUGUUAGCACUAACUUGAAUAUUUGAGUCAUUCUUCAACUUCAGAUUGGGUUUCCUUUCUUUCUAAAAAUAGCCUAAGCCAUAUCUUUGUAUACUUGUUUUCUUCUACCAAGAAAUAUUUCACAAAAAUUGUCAUUUCUCAGACCUUUCAAUUUUGCAACAUUCUCAUGCUCAUAUUUCCAUUUGUCAUGGCUACAUUUCACAGAUAAAAUGUAUUAUUUUGUUAUGGCAGUUGUAAUACCACUGGGAUAGGAAUUUUCUGUCAUCAUCAGUAGGUAAGGACUUACAAGGAAUUUCUAGUAGCCUAUCCUCUCUGCUAGUAGAUUUUAAAAAAGCUUUAUAUUGUUACAAAAUGUUAAUAAGUAAAGGCAAUUUUUACAGAAUUUGAAGUAGCUGUAAUUACACAGUUUCAACUUGCCUUUUUUGCAGGGUUUGUGAUAUUAUUAUUUAGCUUUGAUGAGAAUAGAAUUUUACUUUUCUCCCCACACCAUUUACAAGCACCUUGUUGAGUUUUCUUUAUUUUUUCUUAGUUUUUCUCAGGCAAUGAGCUGUGAUAUAGUGUG
Lingula anatina is the source of this 2668-nucleotide messenger RNA. Its product is annotated as transcription initiation factor TFIID subunit 7. NCBI's taxonomy places the organism in Eukaryota, Metazoa, Brachiopoda, Lingulata, Lingulida, Lingulidae. The record is from RefSeq and is a predicted model, not a curated record. Gene Ontology annotation, cellular component: transcription factor TFIID complex. Gene Ontology annotation, molecular function: RNA polymerase II general transcription initiation factor activity. Gene Ontology annotation, biological process: RNA polymerase II preinitiation complex assembly; transcription initiation at RNA polymerase II promoter.